CCUCUCGUCUCCACUCUCCAUUAUUUCGCACACUACUACUUUGGCACCCUCGUAGAUUAAACACCCCAUGUCGUCGCAAGCCUUUAUCGUCGCAGCCAAGCGCACUCCCUUUGGCGCCUUCGGUGGUAAGCUCAAGGAUCUGAGCGCCAACGAGCUCGGCGGCCUCGCUGCCAAGGCCGCGCUCGCCCAGCUGCCUGCCAGCGCCCAAGCCCACCUCACACAGAGCACGUCCGAGCGGCAGUCGGUGAUUUUCGGCAACGUCGCACAGACCUCGACCGAUGCGCCCUACCUGGCUCGGCACGUCGGCCUGCGCGCCGGCCUGCCAAUCACCACCCCAGCCUACACGGUCAACCGGCUCUGCACGUCUGGGUUCCAGACGAUCAUCAACGCGGUGCAGGAGAUCAAGGUUGGCGAUGUUGAUGUGGCCGUGACCGGCGGAAGCGAGAGCAUGAGCCAGGCGCCGUACGUGCUGCGCAAUGUCCGCUGGGGCACAAAGUUCGGGCCCGAGUACCUGAAGAUGGAGGACGCUCUGGCGGCCUCGCUGACCGACCGGUACCCGGAGGUCGUCCCCAUGGCGAUCACCGCCGAGCGCCUUGCCGACCAGUACAGCGUCUCCCGCACGGACUGCGACGAGUUUGCUCUGCGCUCGCAGACACUGUGGGCGCAGGCCCAGGAGUCGGGUGUGUACGAUGCCGAGAUUGCCCCGGUCGAGGUCAAGGUCAAGCGCGCGGUUGAGCAGGUCACCAAGGACGAGCACCCGCGCCCCAAGACGACCAUCGAGGGGCUCGCCAAGCUGCCUGCUGUGUUCAAGAAGGACGGUGUUGUGUCAGCCGGCAAUGCCUCGGGCAUCAGUGACGGCGGCAGUGCCUGUGAUCGUUGCUGGCGAGCAGUUCGUCAAGCAGCACGACAUCCAGCCGCUCGCCCGCAUCGUGGCCUACCACAUCGUCGGUGUCGACCCGGGACUCAUGGGCAUCGGCCCUGUCGGUGCCAUCCAGGGCGCCCUGGCCAAGUCGAACCUGACCAUGGACCAGAUGGACAUCAUCGAAAUCAACGAGGCCUUUGCUGCCCAGGUCCUGUCGUGCGCCAAGGCUCUGGACAUCGAUCCUGCUCGCCUCAACGUGUCCGGUGGUGCCAUUGCCCUGGGCCAUCCGCUCGGUGCCUCGGGAUCGCGCAUCAUGGGCCACCUGGCGCACCGCCUGAAGGCUACCGGCGGCCGCUACGCUGUUGGAUCUGCCUGCGCCGGCGGUGGCCAGGGCGUGGCCAUCAUCAUCGAGGCCCUCUGAGCUUGCUCCUAGAAGAUAUUUGAAAAACCGAAAUUUAUGUUUUGUAAAACACAGAAGGAACAGGAAAUAGGAGUUUAAAAAGGAAAACGUCAAGGAAAAAGAGGGGAGGGGAAACGAUGAGGCUGCUUGGGCAACCCGUGCAGAAGC
This is a messenger RNA of Linderina pennispora, 1430 nucleotides long. RefSeq lists its product as uncharacterized. Gene Ontology annotation, biological process: fatty acid beta-oxidation. Bases 68 to 1306 code for a protein of 412 amino acids. Gene Ontology annotation, molecular function: acetyl-CoA C-acetyltransferase activity. The transcript has a single exon. NCBI's taxonomy places the organism in Eukaryota, Fungi, Kickxellomycota, Kickxellomycetes, Kickxellales, Kickxellaceae. The record is from RefSeq and is a predicted model, not a curated record.